CUUCUAUGUCAAGCUCGAGAGAGCAAUUCAUAUACUGCAUAGUUUCAUCGACCUGUUUCAGAGCACAGGGAGAGCUGGGAAUUCUGCAGCGCUUUCUCUGAUGUCAAAAACGAAUUACAAGUAUAAUUUGUGAGCUUACAAAAUCAGAUUUUAAAUCCCAGUGGAAGCGAGGCCACAGACAGCUCAGCUAAUUCUCUCUGACUGGCGGUUGCUACUUUCAGAGCAGUGCAACUGAGCCUUAAAAGGGAAUAUUGUGCUGUUUGACAGGUGAAAACAAAGUGGACAUCUGGAGGAUCGAGUGUUGUGUUGAAAGUGGGAUGACAGUCUAUUCAAGGAAGAUGCAACACUUGGUAUGGUUGAUUCUGGCAAUGCAGUGGAUGGUUGAAUCUGUGGAGAACUGUCCUGAUAUCUGCAAAUGCUCCAGGAAAGCAGGCCCAGAAAAGUCAGAAGUCAACUGUCAUAAGAGGGGACUUCAUGCCUUUCCUUCAAACCUGCCCCCUGAUGCUUGGAUCCUCAAACUAGGUGAGAAUGGUAUUACAGACCUGAAGGCCAAUUCUCUGAGAUCAAUUCCAAAGAUUGAGAGCAUCAACCUGGAACGCAAUGCCAUCAAAUCCAUUCACCCCAAGGCCUUCUUUGGUGCAAAACAGUUGAUGCUUCUCAAUCUUUACGGCAACCACAUCUCCACCCUUCCACCAAGGGGGUUUCAGGACCUCCUGAACCUUCGCUUUCUAAUGCUGGGGCAGAACCAGAUUGGUGUCCUCAAACCUGAGAUGUUUGCUGGUAUGAGGAACCUGUCAGACCUGGACCUUCCUCUCAAUGCUCUUACAAUGCUCCCAGCUAAUGGCUUCAAACCUCUGAUCGCCCUCAAAGUGUUGGACCUUUCCCUGAAUCGCAUUCAGAGAAUCUCUCCUAAGGCCUUCACUGGACUCAGACAGCUAUUGUUCCUCAACUUGGACAAUAACAGCGUGAAGACGGUUCCUGCUGGAGCAUUUAGGCCGCUACGAUCUCUGGAGAUGCUGGUUCUAGACAACAACCUUGUGUCCACGUUGACCCUGUCAGCUUUGGAUGGUCUGGACAAUUUACAGGAACUCUACCUGAGGAACAAUGAACUGGAGCACCUGCCAUCUGAUGUGUUCAGCCACAUGCCAAAACUUUCUCAGCUGGCACUCAGCGGGAACCGCCUGAAGACAAUGGAUGGAAACAUGUUCACCCAUAUGCCUGAGUUGAGGAAACUGUACCUCCAUGACAAUCCGUGGCAGUGUGACUGUAACAUUAUGUCCUUGGUGCGGUGGAUGGGACAAACCAAGGCCAUGUUGUCUCCUCGAGAAGCCCUGAAGUGUGUGAGUCCUCCAGAGCUCCGAAAAAAGAGCCUUGGCAGCCUCGAAGCAGGAACGCUGCUCUGUCGCGCCUAACAUCACAAAACCUGGAAGAAGGAUACAGUGUAGACUCGGACCCUUGGAGACUCAGAUGAUAAACUUAUCGUCACAACAGUUUUGAUUCUGUAGUUUGGGCUACUGUUUGUAAACUUCGCCUGUUUCUUGUGUCAUUUCUCCAAACUGCAACGCGAUCAGUAUAUUGCAGGUUAGUAUAUCCUGAAGAGUGGCAUAAUCAUGUUUUCAGCUAAAUAUAUAAACAAAUCUUACCUUUGAAAAACUUUGAUUGACCACCAUUUUUAUUGUUUCUUAAGACAACUUCUGUGGGUGUAAUUACAACCUAUGCUAGCAUAUGAAACCCAUAAACUGCAGUUAAAGCAUAUAAACCUGCAGUUGUGAUGCUUUUGCUGUACAGAAAGAUUGUCCAUUAUCAAUAUAUUUUCCACUAGCAAAGAACAUGUGUUGUUGCUUAUCUCCAAACCAACACUGAGAUUAAUAUUAUAAUCUCAUAUUGCUUGUCAUAUGGAGACUAUGCAGGUUUGGAAAGUGAUAGAUUACAUGUAAUGGGAUUACAUUAAUCCGAUUUCAGGAAAUGGUUUCUUUAAUCUUUUGCAGCUAAUGUAAAAAAAAACAACAAAAAAAAACAACCAUUAAAUUUCAAGGAUAGUGAAUUGAUAGACUGUCAGGAUUCUCUGCAGCAUAAACUAAAAGUGAAGAUAGUUGGAGAUAAUGUAAAUUUAUUGAAUUUGUAAUCUCCAAAUACUUUUAAAGUGAAAUGAGAAAGAUGACACAACAGUGAUGCACUACGUGACCAAAAGUAUGUGGAUGAUGGACAGUCUCCAAUCUUCUAGUGUCAGGCUUUUCCUCAAAUACCAGUUUGUAGAAAUUUGCUCCAAUUCAGUCAUAACUGCAUCAAAACCAACUUUGAUUCUGGUUGAGAAUUGAAUGUUUGGUACCGUUGAGGUCAUGGCUCCAUGCAGAUCAAUCAGAUUCUUUCACAAAACCAGCAUCAUCCAUAUAGUUUUGGAUGUGAAGUGCAUAAAGUGGCUUACACAGUGGAAACAACCUGUUCUGCAGAGUUUGCUUCCACACUACAUCUUCCCACUACAUCUCACUUCACACUACGAUUUGCUUUUGUUGUACUGCAACCUUUCUCAUCCCUGCUGCUGUCAGACUCUCACACUCUUCAGGUUCCAUCGACAGGCAGAGAUGAGGACAGUUAGAUCAAUUUAUGGAGGGAAUCGGGCGGAGAUACAGAGAAUAAGAAAAGUAUGACAGGAAGGUUGGUGGGGUUGAGAUGGGAGUCGGGGUGGGGGGUGGGGGGGUGGGGGUUGUUAACUGAGCAAUGAUAUCCUGCCCUAAGCUUUCUGUAAUUGACAAGGUGACUCCCAUUGACCUCCUCGCACAACGACUUUGACAUGCAAACGCUGGUGUCUCCCACUCUAGCGGGGGAGAUAAUCGCCAUAAUUUCCACCUGCAUUAAACCUGCUAUUAUAGGAGAGAGCCUAAGAACAAUAUAAUAGCUGGGCUUUGUUCUGAGCUGCAUCUUCUUUCGCCUCCGUUGGUGGCUCCUGCAUAUAAUACGGCAAAGUCAAAAAGAUUUUUCCCCCCUCUCCUCUCCUCUCUUCUCCUCCUUUCUGCUUUUUUGUUUCUUUUAAUAGGCCACUAAACCUAUCAUCUUAAAGACGGCUCACUCUGACGACUGAGACCAAACAACAGCAUCUCAGCAGUUCACAAAAUGGAAAUAUUUCACGCUUAUCAGCUUUCCUGAUGAUCUGAUCUGAAAUGGGAGUGUGAAUUAUAGCAGGGAACACUCGUUGCUUCAAUGUGUAAUGUGGACAUAGUUAUAUAACAGAAACUGAGGUACAUUUAACUGGUAGUACCGUUGUGGUUGUGUUUCUUUUCUUUGUACAAGAUGACACUGUUUAACAUGUUUUUGUGCCCUGGGUGUUCAAGAUUCCUUGUAAAAUGCUCUGUGCAGUAAAUAAUGUAUUAUGAUAGUGUGCUUUGGAAUAAUAUUUCAUGCUACAAGCGUGCUCUCUGUUAUUUUUAACUAUUCAUGCUGUUCAGUUUUGUGUACUGGCAAAGUAACAUCCUUAGCAGAUAAUGGCCAUGCAGCCUUCAGGUUCAUAUAAAAUACACAAUAAAGUGUUUUACACUUUUUGUUUAAGGUUUAAAUUGAAUGGGUAUGUUUGAUAUGCCAGUUCUUUCACAAUAAUCUGGUAUUAUCUGUUAUUAUAUUUUAUUAAAUACAGAGAAUUUUGGA
Amphiprion ocellaris (clown anemonefish) is the source of this 3639-nucleotide messenger RNA. Its product is annotated as leucine-rich repeat-containing protein 15. The coding region runs from base 318 to 1412 and encodes 364 amino acids. Gene Ontology annotation, cellular component: plasma membrane. The record is from RefSeq and is a predicted model, not a curated record. Lineage: Eukaryota; Metazoa; Chordata; Actinopteri; Pomacentridae. Gene Ontology annotation, molecular function: protein binding. The transcript is spliced from 7 exons.